This is a messenger RNA of Alnus glutinosa, 2262 nucleotides long. RefSeq names its product protein FAR-RED IMPAIRED RESPONSE 1-like. Gene Ontology annotation, molecular function: zinc ion binding. The transcript is spliced from 3 exons. Gene Ontology annotation, biological process: regulation of DNA-templated transcription. The record is from RefSeq and is a predicted model, not a curated record. Bases 1 to 2262 code for a protein of 753 amino acids. NCBI's taxonomy places the organism in Eukaryota, Viridiplantae, Streptophyta, Magnoliopsida, Fagales, Betulaceae.
AUGGAUUUGUCGCCAUCUGUAUUGGGGAAUGAAUGUGAAGAUGAUCAUUCAUUGACACAACUUCCAAUUGAUGAUGUUUUGCCUCUUGAAAUUGACUCUCAAAAUGAUCAAAAUGAAACUGCAAAUGAUAUAGAAUCUGAAGAUAAUGAUGUCAAUUGCAAGAAUGAUAUGAAACUCAUAGAUGGAGUUGAAAAUGUGGAUGAACCUAAGCAAGGAAUGGUAUUUAACUCUUUAGAUGAACUUGCGUUGCAUUAUAGGAAAUAUGGAAAGCAACAAGGUUUUGGGGUGGUACAAAAGAAUAAAAGAAAGAAUACAAGUGGGCAUACAUGUUAUAUCACUCUAUCAUGUGCACGUCAAGGCACUAGAAAAGCCAGUUCAAGUAAGCCAGUUCAAACAACUAGAACGGGGUGCAAGGCUAGUUUGAAUGCAAGGUUAGUUGAUACAAAGUGGUAUGUGACUAAUGUAUCUGCUAAACAUAAUCAUGAUUUAAGCCCAGGCAAAGCUAGAUACUUUAGAUGCAAUAAGAAUUUGGACUCUACUGCAAAGAGAAAGCUUUUAAUAAAUGAUAGAGCUGGAAUAAGUAUGAGCAAGAGUUAUAACUCACUUGCAGUUGAAGCAGGGGGGUAUGAGCACCUAGAAUUUGGUGAAAAAGAUUGCCGUAAUUUCAUUGCCAAGUCAAGGCAUCUUCGUCUUGGCACAGGAGGCGCUGGAGCUCUUUGUGACUAUUUCAAAAGGAUGCAAGCAAUUAAUAAUAAUUUCUACUUUGCCAUUGAUUUUGAUGAUGAUUGUAGAUAUGAAAUGCCAUUUGCUCCUUUUGUGGGAGUUAACCAUCACGGUCAGUCAAUACUUCUUGGGGCGGUAUUAAUAUCAAGUGAGGAUACAGAGACAUUUGUAUGGUUGUUUGAGACAUGGUUGAAUUGCAUGAAUGAAAGAGCGCCGAGUGCAAUUAUAACAGAUCAAAAUAGGGCUAUGAAGAAUGCAAUUAGAAAAGUUUUUCCAAAUACUCGACAUAGAUGGUGUUUGUGGCACAUAUUGAAAAAGCUUCCAGAAAAAUUUGGAUCGCAUUCACAGUACCAUGCCAUUAAGGGUGCCAUACGAAGUUGUGUGUAUGAAUCUCAGACACGCGAUGAGUUUGAUGCAAAUUGGCAAAGUCUACUUGAUUGUUAUAAUCUGAAAGAUAAUGCAUGGUUGUGUGGGUUAUAUAGUGAGCGUACUUUUUGGGUACCGGCAUAUUUAAAAGAUGUAUUUUGGGCUGGAAUGACUACCACGCAACGAAGUGAAAGUAUGAAUGCUUUUUUUGAUGGUUAUGUGCACUCAUCAACUACAUUGAAGGAAUUUGUGGAUCAAUACGAUAGUGCUUUGCGUAGAAAAGUUGAGAAGGAGAAUAUUGCUGAUUUCGUUUCUUUUAAUGAGACAGUUGCAUGUCUAAGCAGGUUUCCUUUUGAGAAGAAAUUUCAACAACUUUACACCACUGCAAAGUUCAAAGAAGUACAAGAGGAGAUUAAAGAGGUGAUGUAUUGUAGUAGUUCUCUUAUCACAAGAGAAGGUGCAAUGUGUAUAUAUCAAGUGACUGAACAGGUACAAAUUAAUGAUGCGUUCACGAAAAAGGUAUGCUUUACUGUUAACUACAAUGAAUCUUCGUGUGAAGUGAAUUGUAGUUGUUGCUUGUUUGAAUCAAGAGGAGUUUUGUGCAGACAUGUCAUAUCUAUACUGAAUAUAGUUGGAGUUACAUCGUUGCCAGAAAAAUAUUUUCUUAACCGAUGGAGGAAGAACUUGAAGCGAAAUUAUAAACAAAUCAAUAGUAGUUAUGAUUCAGGUAGUCGUGACCCGAGUGCAGAAAGAUAUUUCGACUUGUGCAAAGAUUUGCAUGCUUUAGCAGAAAUAGCCUCAAACAGCGUGGAACAUUGCCUGACACUGAAAAAAUAUGUUCAUAUGUUAACGAAGCAAUUCAAUGGUUCGAUCUGUGAACAUAGUCCACCUUCUCAAGCACUUGUUAGUGGUUCUACUACUUGUAAUUUGUCCAUUGAUGGUAUGGCGGUGGAAAGUAAUAAGGAUGGUACGACGAUGGAAAGUAAUAUGGUUCGUAGUCCUCUCGUGGUUCGAAUGAGAGGGAAGCCACCAUCAAAAAGGAUGGCUUCUGGAGUAGAAAAAGUGGUGACAAAGAGGACACGAGGAAAAAAGAAUCAAACAAGUGACACAAAUAGUAAAAAAAAGAGUAAAACAAAAAAGGUAAAGAAGGUUGUUUCUGUUCCUUGUGUUUAA